UCAGCUUUCGGUUGGCGGUUUCCCGCUGGCGGAACGGAAGCAAAACCGCCCGUGACGUCAAAAAAGGCGUCCUCUCCCAGUUGCCAUGGUGAAGUCUAUGCGGCCAUCUUUUCUGUGGUCAAGUCGCCACAAACCUAUUGUGGCGGGGCGCUAAGGAAAAUCUUCAGAGUAAGACGGGGGAAAGGAAGCAUAUGUCUCAGUAAUAACGAACUGACAGAACCACGAAGGAUCGGAGGCUGGCAGCAUUAGCUAAAUUACUUAAUGGGAUGCAGGUUCCGCAGGCAGGCGGAACAAUUGAAGCGUAUCAGUGAGGUUUCUGCCCGGAUUUUGUGAGCCGCUUCCGUUGCUCAGCGGAAGUGUGGGUCGCAAGAGGACAGACUCUGAGAAGAAUCCGCUAUCGGCUGUGGGCACAACCGGAAUCAUGUCGAGUUUGGCGGUGAGAGACCCGGCAAUGGAUCGAUCACUGCGUUCCGUGUUCGUGGGGAACAUUCCGUAUGAGGCAACUGAGGAGCAGUUAAAGGACAUUUUUUCGGAGGUUGGUUCUGUUGUCAGUUUCCGGCUGGUAUACGAUAGAGAGACGGGAAAACCCAAGGGUUAUGGCUUCUGCGAGUAUCAAGACCAGGAGACCGCGCUUAGUGCCAUGCGGAACCUCAAUGGGCGGGAGUUCAGCGGGAGAGCCCUUCGGGUGGACAAUGCUGCCAGUGAAAAGAAUAAGGAGGAGUUAAAGAGUCUAGGGCCUGCAGCGCCCAUCAUUGACUCACCCUAUGGGGACCCCAUCGAUCCAGAAGAUGCUCCUGAAUCGAUUACCAGGGCAGUCGCCAGUCUUCCCCCGGAGCAAAUGUUUGAACUGAUGAAGCAGAUGAAGCUCUGUGUUCAAAACAGUCACCAGGAAGCUCGAAACAUGUUACUUCAAAACCCUCAGCUGGCUUAUGCGCUGUUGCAGGCACAAGUAGUGAUGAGAAUCAUGGAUCCAGAGAUUGCUCUGAAAAUUCUGCAUCGCAAGAUACAUGUCACACCACUGAUCCCAGGCAAAGCUCAGUCUGUCUCUGUCUCUGGCCCUGGCCCUGGCCCUGGCCCUGGCCCUGGCCCUGGCCCUGGGCUCUGCCCAGGACCUAAUGUUUUGCUGAACCAGCAAAAUCCUCCAGCCCCUCAGCCUCAGCAUUUGGCUAGAAGACCUGUGAAGGACAUUCCUCCUCUGAUGCAGACUCCCAUCCAGGGUGGAAUGCCAGCUCCGGGGCCAAUGCCAGCUGCAGUUCCUGGACCUGGACCUGGGCCUGGUUCUUUAACUCCUGGAGGAGCAAUGCAGCCUCAAGUUGGAAUUCCAGGGGUUGGCCCCGUGCCUUUAGAGCGGGGACAAGUGCAGAUGUCAGAUCCUAGAGCUCCUAUACCUCGUGGACCCAUGACUGCUGGUGGCCUGCCUCCUCGAGGACUGUUAGGAGAUGCUCCAAAUGACCCACGUGGAGGGACUUUGCUUUCAGUCACUGGAGAAGUAGAGCCCAGAGGUUAUCUUGGCCCACCCCAUCAGGGUCCUCCCAUGCACCAUGCUUCUGGUCAUGACAGCCGAGGCCCUUCAUCUCAUGAGAUGAGGGGAGGGCCAUUGGCAGAUCCCAGAAUGCUAAUUGGAGAGCCCAGAGGACCCAUGAUAGAUCAAAGAGGUCUACCUAUGGAUGGUAGAGGUAAUAGAGAUUCUCGAGGGAUGGAGACUCGAGCCAUGGAAACUGAGGUCUUAGAAGCACGAGUAAUGGAGAGAAGAGGAAUGGAGACCUGUGCGAUGGAAACCAGAGCGAUGGAAGCAAGAGGCAUGGAUGCAAGAGGACUGGAGAUGAGGGGCCCUGGCCCCAGUUCGAGAGGCCCUAUGACUGGUGGAAUCCAGGGUCCUGGUCCCAUUAAUAUAGGGGCAGGUGGUCCUCAGGGACCCAGACAGGUCCCAAGCAUUUCAGGGGUGGGGAAUCCUGGAGCUGGCAUGCAGGGGGCAGGCAUACAAGGAGGAGGAAUGCAGGGGGCAGGCAUACAAGGAGGAGGAAUGCAGGGGGCAGGCAUACAAGGAGGAGGAAUGCAAGGGGCAGGCAUACAAGGAGGAGGAGGAAUGCAGGGGGCAGGCAUACAAGGAGUGGGCAUGCAGGGGGCAAGCAAGCAAGGCGGAGGCCAGCCUAGCAGUUUUAGUCCUGGACAGAGCCAGGUAACUCCACAGGAUCAAGAAAAGGCAGCUUUGAUCAUGCAAGUUCUUCAGCUGACUGCAGAUCAGAUUGCCAUGCUGCCUCCUGAGCAAAGGCAGAGUAUCCUCAUUUUAAAGGAACAAAUCCAGAAAUCCACUGGAGCUUCUUGAAAGGUUUUAGAAUGUACUUGGCUUUAGUUUCAAAAAGUUUAUUGUUGUAGCAUGAAGAAUGGGUGCAAAAAGCUAACUUCUGCAACCCUACACUUGAAUGGUUAGGGUUUCCCUCCUAGAACCUAAUGUCAUUUCUUGUUGUCUUUUUAUUUCUUUGUUUUCUUUUUUAUUUUAGAUUGAGGGUGGGGGAAGGAGGGAGUGGGUCUGUUCACUUGAAGUCACUGUAAAUAGGCAAAAAUAGCUCUGAACAUGAUUAUAUUAUACCAAAUAAGAUAACAAAGGAUAUGCAACAAUAUUAAAAUGUCUACAAUGUUAACUACAUUUUUAAAAUAUUGAGUAAAACUAUGUGAAAACUGCACAUAAAGACUAAAAGGUGACUUGUUAAAAUGGUAAUGUACUAAGAUUUAAGAUUUUUGGUUGUAUAACAAAAUAAAGAAGUUUACCUCAAGA
Microcebus murinus (gray mouse lemur) is the source of this 2776-nucleotide messenger RNA. RefSeq names its product cleavage stimulation factor subunit 2 tau variant (gene CSTF2T). Lineage: Eukaryota; Metazoa; Chordata; Mammalia; Primates; Cheirogaleidae. Gene Ontology annotation, biological process: mRNA 3'-end processing. The record is from RefSeq and is a predicted model, not a curated record. Gene Ontology annotation, cellular component: mRNA cleavage and polyadenylation specificity factor complex. Gene Ontology annotation, molecular function: mRNA binding.